Messenger RNA from Tachysurus vachellii, 3456 nucleotides. It is a transcript of the gene kcnk4a, whose product is annotated as potassium channel, subfamily K, member 4a. The record is from RefSeq and is a predicted model, not a curated record. Lineage: Eukaryota; Metazoa; Chordata; Actinopteri; Siluriformes; Bagridae. Gene Ontology annotation, cellular component: membrane. The coding region runs from base 424 to 2007 and encodes 527 amino acids. Gene Ontology annotation, molecular function: potassium ion leak channel activity. Gene Ontology annotation, biological process: potassium ion transmembrane transport; stabilization of membrane potential. The transcript has 9 exons.
UUCUGUCCAAUGUCCUCUGUUCUUUCUCCUCUUCGGUGCUGGCAAGCUGAUGUAAAGGCCUGGGAAUGGGGAAACACCCGAUGAUUGUUUGCACACAAUCACUCUCGUUUAUUGCAGAGAGGGAACUCCUGACCUUAACUCUGUGGAAUAUUACAGUUUUGUAUCUUUACAUUUCACUAAAAGCAAGGUUUCAAUAAUCAAGGCUGAAUGUGCAGAAGAGAGUAAGAGAACAAACGUCUGUAAUGGAUGAGGAUAAGACUGCCACCUGGGAUGAGAGAACAGUGCCAUAGGCAGAACAGACAGCUAUUAGCAAGCACAUUUCCGUCGCAGUUAGUCGAUGUGGACCUGACGAAAUAUACCCAGUGCUUCUGAAUUAACACUCCUGAACCUCCUGACCUAAUCCCUGGAGGAGGCUGAUGAACCAUGCGCUGCUCGACACUGCUAACAAUCCUGGCACUUGUGCUGCUGUAUCUGGUGAUAGGAGCGUUGGUGUUUGGCUGGUUGGAGGCUCCCAGUGAAGAAAAGGCUUAUAAGCGGCUGCUUAACUUUCAACUCACAUUCCUGCAGAAGCACAACUGCGUUCAAGAGAGCAGCCUUAAAGAGUUCACUAAGAAAGUGGUGGAUGCGAUUCAAGAUGGUGUGGAUGCCAGCACUUCUAAUUUCACCAGCAGAUGGGAUCUAUCCAAUGCUUUCUUCUUCUGUGGGACCAUCAUCACCACCAUUGGUUUUGGAAACCUCUCCCCAAAGACACACUGGGGCCAGUUUUUUUGUAUAUUCUAUGCACUGGUGGGGAUACCAAUGUUUGGCAUCCUGUUAGCUGGAGUCGGAGAUCAUAUGGGCACCAUGCUUAGGAGGGCAGUUGCAAAGAUAGAGGCUCUGUUCCGGAAGAAGGUGAGCCACACCCGCGUACGGGUCAUAUCUGCUGUGUUCUCCAUUCUGAUUGGCUGCUUGAUCUUCAUUGCUUUACCCAUCGUGGUGUUUCAGAAAGUGGAAAACUGGACAUUACUAGAGGCAGGAUACUUUGUAGUAAUCACAUUGACAACUGUGGGCUUUGGUGACUAUGUAGCAGAAAACCAGAGAAAUGGCGUUCCUAUAUACAAGCCCCUGGUAUGGUUGUGGAUUGUGUUUGGCAUGGCCUACUUCGCCUCUAUCCUCACUAUGAUAGACAACUGGCUCCGAAUGCUCUCCAAGAAAACCAGGGCAGAGAUGGAGGAACUACGAGCACAUGCUACAGAUUGGACCCAGAAUAUCCAGAACAUGUCUAUGGACUUCCGCAUCCCUGUCCCUUUGGACCUUAAUGAUCCUUUCCAGCUCCAGCGAAGGCGCAGAAAGAAACGCCGCCGUGGUGCAAACCACAGGCACCCAAAGAUCACUGUGGAUGGACUUCCUCAUGGAGUUUCUCUGGAGGCUAAUUCCAUCAGGGAAAAUGGCCAUCUGUUUGUGAGCUGGCCUGGUUCCCGGUAUAGUGCAUCAGACACCAGAUUAUAUACGAAUUAUGAGAUGAGACCUGGCUCAUGCUUAACAUCAGGACAAAGCUCAAGGCCUAUCUCACAUUCUGAAUUGAGGUCUAAUUCCAAGCCUGGAUCCAGAUCCAUAUCCAGAUCAGUAUCAGGAUCAGAUUCCAGAUCCGAGACACCAUCAGACUCCUGGUCCCAGUCAGAGUGGAACUCGCAGGGGUCUGGGUCAGGAGCUGAGUUUGAGAAAAUGCAGGCAAGUGAAAAUGAUAAUGCUGUUGUGAGUCUUUCACCUCCUUCUCCUGCUCCUUCUUCUCCCGCUGGGCCCUCUCUCCUGGACUUCUUUGGUGAGAACUUGGCCUACAUUGACGAGUCUUCAGACACACUAAGUGACCGCAUCAAAGUGUCUGGAUCAAACCGGCCUCACAGACCCAAGAAAAGAAGUAUGAGAAGGCAGCUUCCAUCUAUGAGUCCUUUAGGUCUACAGAGAGCAUGCAGCAGUGAACUUCAUCCCCCAUCAUAUCCGCCAACACCUCCACCACUAAAAGACUGAAAACAUUAGUUCCCAAUCUCUGCAGGAAACUCAAGGUUUUCACUCCAAUCUUAGCAUCCCAUACAGACAUGUGUGUGUUGCCACUGUUCAUUUACAAAGAAACAAUGCUUUCAAGAAUAUUUUCUGUUUCUCUGGCUGGCUUAAAAAAGUAAAAGAUGUUAAUAUGUACAGUAUUCGAUAUUUAGUACACCUUUCCAGUGUUUAAAUUGCAGAAAUGUUUUAGGGGUUGUGGUUGAUUAUGAUGGGUGAUGAUUUGGGAAUAUAUCUCUUAUAUGUACCUGUUAUAUAGCGUACACACUAUAUAAAGCCUACAAAAAAAAAGGUCAAACCUAGAAUCAUUAUGCAUGGGUUGUUGUCUUCAGUUGUCCUUCUGGAGAAACCCCUCUGUGUAGAUACCUACAAGCCAGUGAUUCCCUUUCAGAAUGAUAUUCAUGCUAGACUCGUUUUGGAACCUAAGAGCCUAAGAUACUUUCAAAAAUGGUCAUGAUUGUUUUUUUUUCUUGUUCAGUAAUGUUCAGCUUGUAUUUUUGUCCUAAAUCUCAUUUAAUUGCUCCGGAUAUGUCUUCUUACCAAGAAAGAAGAUUAAAGUAAGUCAUAUCUUAAAAUGCAUCAGAAAUUUCAGUAUGCAGAAAAGAAACCACAUAAACCAGUUUGAUCUAUUAACCUGUAAUUGUGUCAUAAUUGGAUUAAUAAUCUCUUUAGUGCGGCAACCUAGUUAUAUAUAAAAAUUAUCCCUAAGAUUUAUAAUUCAAAUUUACUUUUUGGUUAUCUUUAUGAACUCCAUUCAUGUUGGUUUGAUCUAUUUUUCCUUUAUAAGCACUUUCUUUUUAAGAUAUGGUCAUCAGUAAUAAACAUCGCAAUAAUGUUUAUGUGUAUAUGAUUUGGCAAACUCAAAAAGGAUUGAAAGAUUGUUAGGGAAGAUGCUUUACAAGUGAUAUGCACAAGCUCUUUUCACUAAUAUUAACACAUGCUUUAGUGCUUGUCAUAUAGUCUUUUAGCAAAUGUUGAAAGGGUCUGAAGUGCAACAUACCCAGUAAUCCCGGUCGUUUACAAUUGUUAUCAUCUCUUCCUAGUGAAGAAAAUCUGCAUACUGGGUAAUAUGUGGACUCAAUAUACUGACUACAUUCCUAUUCAUGACUUGGCACACAAGUUGAGCUUUUCAAAUGUCUUGUCUAGGAAUUCUCCACUUGUUCAGAAUAAAACUAUCAGUUUCCAAACUUCAGUAAGAAUUAUUGUAAAAUCUAGAAGAAAGUGUCUAUCACCCUGCGGUCCAAUGAGAAUAAAACACGGCCACAGAAACACACUUGCAUUUACAUAACUUAUGUAAACUCCACAGUUUUUAUUAACCAUUCCUACACUUUUUUUUUUUUUUUUUUAAAAAAAGCUUAUUUUUUAAAAGUCUUUUAUUUUGUUACAUACAUGACUUCAUGAUGAUUUUUGAGUGUUUUG